UGCAUUUCCCAACUGGGGGCACACAUUAACCUCAGCCUCAUUUCUCUUUUAUUUCCGCUCUCCUCCAUUCUCUGUUUGCUACUUUGCAAGUCUCGAACAAAACCUGAAGCAACUCGAAGCGAAGCCGCGAUACUGCGAGAAGCGGAAGCGGGGAGGGCGAGGAGGAGCAGCAAUGGAGGCGCUGCUGGAGCUCGAGAAGAUGCAGAGGGUGCUGUCCCUCAUGAGUUCACGCGGCCUCUCCCACACCGACUCCAGCUGCGGCGGCGCUGCCGCUGACCGCUUCCUCGCCCAAUUCCUCCUCUUCAUGGUGCAACCGUUUGAUUCUCUUACCCUGGAGAAUAAGUUCCUUUUGAUCUCUGAGCUAUUAAGAAAGGCUACUCCUAAUACUUUGGAAGAAGUGCAGCAUCUCACCCAUCUGGAAGCUAAUAAAGAUAUAUGUUCUGGAGGUUCACUCCAGCCAAUUAAGAAGUUUAAGAUGCAUGCCGAGAAAUCAACCGUUCAAGCUAUGCCGAUGGUUGGUUUUGAUGCGAUGGCAAGAGCUAAGUCUACGCUUGAAGAUUUUUGUAGGUCGUACUUUAUGUUUCAUGGUUUGGAUGUUAACAAGCCACAAGCCAUUUUCAAGUAUCUACCUGUUCUUUCUUUCACAGAGAGUUACAUAUAUCAGUUAGAUGCUUCAAAUGAAGACUGUUUACAUGUAGUCCCAGAUGACAACACUUCAAAAGUGUUGGGAAAGAAAGAAGAAUCUCUCAAUGAGACAUCCUUGUCUCAAAUGAUUGAACCCCUUGAAGGGCUUCUUCAGUGCCAAGGAUUAAUGACAGACCGAUUGCGAACUGAACUCAAAUCAGGCAUUCAGUAUUGGUCUCUAGAGAGGAAGCUCUGCCAAGCAUUACUAAGAAAUGAGAAGAUCUCGAUUGAAGAUGUUAUGAUGGCAAUCCAUCUGAAAUCAUUUGACUAUCGAGUUCUUAACCUGUUGAUGUUUCAACUUACUGGUCAGCAUGUCAAUGAAUUGCAUAUGGACUUCUUGUCAGUUUCAGAAUUUUUGGUUGAGAUAUCUGAUGACCUGUAUGAUUAUGAGGAUGACGUUAUGAACAAUACGUUCAAUAUCCUUCGCAUGUUUGCUGCAAUAUAUGGACCAUUAGAGGCACCGAAUAUGCUGGCCAAGUGCAUAGGCGAGGCUGAAGAGAAAUACGAGAGCUUCUCCAAGAAACUGGAUCCUAGUCUCUCAGGUAGUUACUGGAGAAGAUGUGAGGAAGCGACGAAGGAAGGCGGAAAAACAUCAGGCCAUGCAUAUGGAACAUGGAAUAUCCCUCGUGUGAUAAGCAACGAAGAUGCUUUCCGACGUGAAAGACGGAGCAAACACGAUGCUUGUGCUGUGAUCACUUGAUAGGCAAAUUUCAUGUUCCAGACUUCCAGGCAUCUUCAAAAUUGAAUGAAGCUAGGUACACUGCUAGACAGUGUCUUACUUACCUGUAUGCACGUUUCCAUUCUUGCCAGGUGAAAUGCAGAAAUGACCUGCAACCGUUGAUGUAAGGUGCUAGGGGUCUGCUCAGUGGGAACUCCUUGAGGAUAUAGUGGUCCUUGGCCUACCUUGGGCCCCUUUGAUGCUCACAAAUGUACCCAUUUUCAAGUCAAAUUUUCACAAAUGCAGAAAUGACAUGCUGAAUUUAGUUUCUGUAAGGCUGUCUCCAUCGGAUACCCCAUCUCAUCUCUUUUCAAACUUAUCUGUAAAUAAUGUCAAACAGUAUAGUUUUUUACUGAGUCCAAGAAGGGAACAA
Messenger RNA from Zea mays, 1775 nucleotides. RefSeq lists its product as uncharacterized. Lineage: Eukaryota; Viridiplantae; Streptophyta; Magnoliopsida; Poales; Poaceae. The record is from RefSeq and is a predicted model, not a curated record. The transcript is spliced from 14 exons. Bases 173 to 1384 code for a protein of 403 amino acids.